AUGUUCCGUACUGCAGGUGUUCUCCUGCUGGUCAUGCUCUCACAGCUUGUGAGCAUGUGCAGCUCAGCUGUUCAUAAUGAUGCCACCGAGUCUGUGGGUUCUGAUCCCAUUCUGGAGAUUCAUGGUGAUCCAGUUCAGGAAGACUCAAACCAGGCAAGGAACGGUGGGAGACGAUCACAAGACUCUGAACGUACAGGUCCAGACCAGAGCCAGGUGGGCUGCAGGGAGCUUCGGUCCACCAAAUACAUCUCUGAUGGUCAGUGCACCAGCAGCAGUCCAAUCAAAGAGCUUGUCUGUGCCGGGGAGUGUUUGCCAGCUCAUCUGCUGCCUAACUGGAUUGGGAGCGCGACUUAUAACGGCAGGUACUGGAGCCGUCGCGAUGCACAGGAGUGGCGCUGCGUCAUAGACCGGACCAGAACCCAGCGGAUCAGACUGCAGUGCCAGGAUGGCUACACGCGAACCUACAAAAUCACUGUGGUAACAUCCUGCAAGUGCAAGAGGUACUCCAGAGACCAGAACAACUCAGGACACAAGGACAUGUCAGGACACAAAAAUAGGCAGAGCCAGAGGAAGAUCACCACUCCUGGAGCCCCAAACCUAUAA
This is a messenger RNA of Cheilinus undulatus (humphead wrasse), 603 nucleotides long. Its product is annotated as sclerostin domain-containing protein 1-like. Lineage: Eukaryota; Metazoa; Chordata; Actinopteri; Labriformes; Labridae. The record is from RefSeq and is a predicted model, not a curated record. Gene Ontology annotation, biological process: negative regulation of BMP signaling pathway; negative regulation of Wnt signaling pathway. Gene Ontology annotation, molecular function: BMP binding. The coding region runs from base 1 to 603 and encodes 200 amino acids. The transcript has 2 exons.